CAUCACAACUCUCUCUCUCCCUCUGCAACAAUGGCGAAACUCGUCUGCCAUCAAUUUAUUCCCGUUCUGGGCUACCCUCUUAAGUCUUCUAUGUGCAGAAACCAAUCUCUCCAAUGGAGAAGCCUUAUGGGAAACGUUCAUCUCAUCAGCAGUCCUGUUUAUCGGAGGCGAUUCUCUUCUUCAUCAAAGAUUAGUAUGAGCUUGAAAGCCGGCAUCGUUGGACUCCCUAACGUCGGAAAAUCUACUCUUUUUAAUGCUGUAGUCGAGAAUGGAAAAGCUCAAGCUGCCAAUUUUCCUUUUUGUACAAUAGAGCCCAAUGUUGGAAUUGUUUCGGUUCCAGAUCCACGGUUGGGUGUGCUUUCUGAUCUCAGCAAGUCUCAACGUGCAGUCCCAGCAUCUAUUGAAUUUGUGGAUAUUGCUGGGCUUGUAAAAGGAGCCAGUCAAGGGGAGGGAUUAGGAAAUAAGUUCCUCUCACAUAUUCGUGAAGUGGACUCCAUACUUCAGGUUGUACGCUGCUUUGAGGAUAACGAUAUCAUUCAUGUGAAUGGGAAAAUUGAUCCAAAGUCAGAUAUUGAUGUUAUAAACUUAGAGCUAGUUUUUUCAGAUUUAGACCAGAUUGAGAAAAGAAUGGAGAAACUAAAGAAAGGAAAAGGAAAUAAUCCACAAUCAAAACUGAAGGAAGAAGCAGAGAAGUCUGCCUUGGAAAGAAUUCAGCAGGCACUUAUGGAUGGAAAACCAGCACGAUCAGUAGCUUUAACAGAUUUUGAAAAGGAAUCCAUAAAACAUCUUUGUUUGCUCACGUUGAAACCAGUCAUAUAUGUUGCUAAUGUGGCAGAAUCUGAAGUUGCUGAGCCUGAUAAUAAUCCCCAUGUCAAGGAAGUGAUGAACCUUGCCUCGGAGCUGCAAUCUGGGCUAGUGACGAUAUCAGCACAGGUUGAGUCUGAGCUUACUGAGCUUCCUUCUGAAGAAAGAACGGAGUACUUGAAAUCUCUUGGUGUCAGUGAAAGUGGUCUUGGAAAUCUUAUUAGAGCGACAUACAACCUUCUUGGUUUGCGUACUUAUUUUACAUCUGGAGAGAAGGAAACAAAAGCUUGGACUAUACUUGCAGGAAUGACGGCACCACAAGCUGCUGGAGUUAUACAUUCUGACUUUGAGAAAGGCUUCAUUAGGGCUGAGACAGUUGCGUAUGAUGACUUUGUGACUGCUGGUUCAUUUGCAGCUGCAAGGGAGAAAGGACUUUUGAGAUCUGAGGGGAAAGAUUACACAGUACAGGAAGGAGAUGUCAUGCUCUUUCGAUUCAAUGUCUGACUUCACUACUGUUGAAUUGAAGAGAAAACGUUUUAUAUCCUAUACCUUUAUUCAUUUGCUUGGAGUUAUACAGAGCGAUUCAGGGCAGCCCUCAGUUUUGGUCUUAUUGAGGCUCUGGUAACUUUCUUCUAUUAAUGAAUGAGCUUGUUUUGUAAGAAAAAUGCUGGGUUUGGGCUCCGGUCAUAAACCACUUGGUUAGAUUAUUCUUUAAUUAUAUCAAAGGAAAUUGUAAAUUUUGCCUAUUGAAUAAUUAACUUAUUUUAUUCAAAGA
Molecule: messenger RNA, 1579 nt
Organism: Telopea speciosissima
Lineage: Eukaryota; Viridiplantae; Streptophyta; Magnoliopsida; Proteales; Proteaceae
Product: ribosome-binding ATPase YchF
Exons: 11
Coding region: 31-1308 (425 amino acids)
Cellular component (GO): cytoplasm
Molecular function (GO): ATP binding; ATP hydrolysis activity; GTP binding
Source: RefSeq, a predicted model, not a curated record